Sordaria macrospora k-hell is the source of this 2424-nucleotide messenger RNA. NCBI's taxonomy places the organism in Eukaryota, Fungi, Ascomycota, Sordariomycetes, Sordariales, Sordariaceae. The record is from RefSeq and is a predicted model, not a curated record.
AUGGGCAACGACAACAGCAACCGUGGCUCUCGAGCCUUCGUCCCCGGCCCCACAAGCACAAUGACAUUUCACACGCCGUUUCCCCUGCUCCAAGAAGCCCAGCGUCAAUAUCACAUAUGUGGCUCGCCUCAGGAGUCCCCUCACAGCUCAUCUGACUCUGGCUAUGGCUCGGCUCCCCCGACUCCCAUCACCCCUCACAAGAAAAGGACACUCAUUGAGGCCGACUAUCUGUGGAGACUGGGUGAUGGGAAUCUCUCAGAUCAGGAAAACUUGUCCGAGUCUGACGAUAAGAACACCUCAGAUCAGGAGUACAAACUAGAAGCCUACAGUGACAAGGGAAGACAUGCUGGUGUGCUUGGCACAGGAGCAGUAGACAUCGAGUGUCCGGACGACGAAAGCCCUAGGAAGCGCCAUAAGCCCGCGCCAUUGCCCAGGAGCUCAAUUCGCCCUCGUCCAGCUCUUACGUCCUUCUUUGCUUCCGAUUUAGGCUCCAAAAUACCACGGCGAAGCUCUAAGAUACAAAGCCGGGGUGUUCCUGAUCGCUUCAUACCCUCGAGGACCCUCUCGUCAAACACUGUUGAAAGGUUCCGCACCAGCAAGUCGCCGCACGAGUUGACCACUCCCGAGAAACUCCUCCGUCACAACUCAGCCACUGAGGAUGCCUUUUCUAGUCAUCGGAGAGUAGUGGCAACCAGCCCCUUCGACCUUAACACACGAUCACGCUCUGAUAGAGCAGCAAGUCGGAACAGAGUAGGCAGCGUCCUUAGUCCUGUCAACACCAACGCAAGUACCGGCCGAGACAGACAAUUUAGCCUUGGCUCAAUUUGGGCCGUUGGCGGAGUGGGACAAACGCCAGGCUCUUCCGGACCUCAUUCCCAACUAUCAAGCCGAAAGUCGAGGAGGAACUUGAGAGACAUGAAGCCCGAUUGGCGACUGCCUUGGAACUCGACCGCGCGGCCCGAGUUUUGGACGUCAACAUCCUUCCCCACCAAAGCGAAAGCAGAGAGAAAAGGUCCAGCAAGUCACACACACAAUGGAAUGGAACAGAGUGGGGUACUCGAUGCCCCCAACUUACGAGACGAUUUCUACUGCUCAAUUCUUUCCUAUUCCGCCACUUCUCGGACCCUAGCUGUUGGCCUGGGUGACCUUCUCUACGGCUGGUCAGAGUCCCGCGGAGUUCGGCUGCUCAAUGCCGGAACCCAAGAGGACUGCCAUUUAACCAGUGUGGCAUUCUCUUCGACAGAUGGCCGCAAAGCUAUUUUGGCAUACGGUCGGUCUAACAAAACUUUAGGACUGAUGUCUUUGCUCGACGAUGCAGACCCGGAAACCUCACGUGCUGCCCCAACUCCGCGUUUUGAGGUUCUUCAUCCUUCACCUAUUGCUUGCUUGAGUUGGAAACCAUCAUGCACCAUGCGGCCUUCUAGCUCUCCCUUCAAACCCGGUGUGCUCGUUGUCACUGAGGAUCUGCUAGUGGGAGAUGAGGCAGGCCGCGUUUGGUACUAUUCUGUUGAAUGGCCGGACAGGUGGGAAGUUGAGCGACACAACUGGCAAGGACAGUUGACGCUACUGGCCCGCAUUGACAUACACUCUCAACAGAUUUGUGGCCUAUCCUGGUCCCCCGCUGGCGAUCGCUUCGCUACAGGAGGAAAUGACAACUUGUGUUGUCUGUUCGAAACGCAAAAAGUUUUAGACAUGAACUACGCACGCCGUAACAUGGGACGCGUACGGCAAACUGACAUUUCGCACCACUCUCACACGCAAGGAGUUUCACAGAGUUCGUCAGCGACAGAGAUUGCCACGGAGAUUCGCACAACCCAAAGGCCCGCCAAUGUGAUCCCAAUCCUCAAGCCAGGAGACGAAAGGUAUAGGUGGAUGCAUAGAGCUGCAGUCAAAGCAAUCGCCUUUUGUCCGUGGCAGGAUGGAUUAGUGGCAACUGGUGGCGGAUCAAACGAUAAGUGCAUUCAUUUCUUUCAUACAACUUCCGGCGCCGCCCUUGCAACUAUAUCUGUGGCUGCGCAAGUCACAAGUCUGAUCUGGUCGACGACCCGACGGGAGAUUGCCGCUACCUUUGGCUACGCUCAACCGGAACACUCGGUGCGGAUUGCUGUCUUCUCCUGGCCUGACUGCCGCCAAGUUGCUGCUAUCCCCUGGGCUGGAGAGCACCGAGCUCUUUAUGCCAUUCCUUAUCCCGGCGGACCUAAUGAUGCUCGCAAAUCGGGGAACAGCGGUAGUAGGGCGCGAGGCUCAAGCCGCACCGUGAUGGAAGGCUGCAUUAUGGUUGCAUCGAGCGAUAAGAGCGUCAAAUUUCAUGAGGUAUGGACGGCGGACAAGAAAGCCACAACCGGAGGGGUAGGCAUGCUUGGUGGUAGUGAUAUCUUGGAGAGCUUGGAAGGCAUCGAUAGAGAAGGUGACGUGAUCCGGUGA